Messenger RNA from Colletotrichum godetiae, 2231 nucleotides. RefSeq lists its product as uncharacterized. The transcript is spliced from 3 exons. Bases 1 to 2136 code for a protein of 711 amino acids. Gene Ontology annotation, biological process: carbohydrate metabolic process. NCBI's taxonomy places the organism in Eukaryota, Fungi, Ascomycota, Sordariomycetes, Glomerellales, Glomerellaceae. The record is from RefSeq and is a predicted model, not a curated record.
AUGGCUUCUGUUCCCGGUUCCGAUCACAGCCUGGUACCACUUCAAUUCGAUACUUAUCCCUUGGGAAACAUAAAGUCCAAUGGCUGGUUAGGAGAUCAAUUGCGACUUAGCGCAAAGGGCCUUGGAGGUAACUUGUUCUACUUCUAUCGAUUCAUCAAAGAAAGCACUUGGCUUGGAGGCACGUGGGAGUAUACCUCCUUGAACGAAGCAGCCCCGUACUGGUACAACUACAUUGUUCCCUUGGCAUACACGCUUGACGAGGUAUCAGAUCCGGAUUCGUUCGUCGAACUCAAGAAACAGGCAGAUUAUUUCCUUGAUUACAUAUUGUCUCAUCAAGCUGCCGAUGGCUGGCUUGGCCCAGAGACAACCGCCCAUACCCGCGGUAUCUGGGCCCGCUGUCUCUUACUUCAAGGCCUAAUAAAUCAUGCCAGCGCGGACUCAACAAAACGACAGGCUAUCAUGGAUGCGGUUAUACGUUUUGUUAGGCUAGCGCACGUCAUGCUUACAGAUAACUAUGCUGGGUACAUUUCACAGAAGGACGAUGUCUUCGACCUGCAACUUUUUGGGGCUGCCCGUGCCCACGAGCUAGCGCUGACGCUUCAGUGGCUUUACGGCCAGAGCGAAGAUACCGAAGACCGCAAGAUUAUCUGGGAAGUCAUGGAGAUGAUGUGGGAAGGAUCUCGAAUCAUGGAGAGAGAUUGGACUAUCUUCUUCGGAAAAGAUUUUCCACAAGAGCCGUCUGUCAGAGACAAGUCUCUGAAUUUCAAACAUGGUGUCAAUGUUGCGCAAGGACUUCGUUAUCCAGCUCAUCUUUAUCGAAUGCAUCCGUCUCCUGAGCUGGCGAACUUGUCCAGAGAUGCUGUUGCCAAGACCUUCAAGUAUCAUGGAACUCCAGCUGGAUCACUUAGCAGCGAUGAAUACAUCGGCGGCCUAUCUCCUCAACGAGGCUCCGAGCUUUGCUGCUCUGUCGAGCUCAUGUUCUCAUUGUCAUAUUUGUACCAACUCUUCGGGGACAAUGACUUGGCCGACCGCGUGGAACUGGCAGCAUUCAACGCUAUCCCAGCAGGAAUCAGUGCAGAUUGGUGGAGCCACCAAUACAUCACUCAGGUCAACCAGCCAUGGGCCUGCGAGUUGGAACCUACCAAAGGGGAGAAGACGCCAUUUUAUGACGUCUGCCGAUACGCCAACGUCUUUGGACUGGAGCCAGAAUUUCCGUGUUGCACUGUCAAUCACCCUACUGCAUAUCCUAAGAUGUUGAUGAACACAUUCCUCCGAAGUCGGACCAGAAAUGGCAUGCCUUCUGUUGCUCAUGUCCAUCUCAUCCCAUCCCGGCUGGACAUCGACGGGAUAAGCAUCAAUUGCGAAUCCAACUACCCCUUUGUUCCCUGCGCAAUACGUUACUCUAUCCAGACGAGCGAGGCCUUUGAGUUCCUCAUUCGAGUACCUCAUUGGUCAACAACCUCUUCGACUGUAGAGCUCUACGAAAGCGGAUCACUGUCUCGGUCAGAAACACAACGUUUUGGCUCGACUACGAGAGGUAGAGAUUCAGAAAACUUCCACGGUCUGGAGAUUCCCACUGCAGGCAGAUUCGACAUUUUUGUCACGCUGGAUGCGGAAGUGAGGAUCAUGGAGCACGACGACAAGUCCGUCAGCAUCUACCACGGCGCCUUGCUGUACGCCUUCGAGAUCGGCCACAAAACGCACACGAGACUACCACGCAACUACAAAGACCAAACUUCCGAUUGUACAGAAUUUGCAAACUUUAGCGAUUUGGAGGAAGAGCCAUGGAUGAAAGCCUGUCGUGAUCAUGAUUACCUUCCAAACUCUUGUUGGAACAUUGGAAUUGAUCCGAGCAGGGGCGUAAAGGUGGUCGUCAAGAGAGACCCAUGGAUGAAAGGAACUGAAAGACAAGUCACUGCUCCCCCAAAUCCACUUUGGGCUUCAGGAACUUCGCCCGUACAUCUUGAGGUCGAAGCUGCUUGGGUGGACUGGCCGGUUCGGAAUGGAACAGCGGCAGAUCCCAGUACAGUCGAUACAGCUUCGCAUGAAGAGACUUUUGUGGCUCGCCUAGUUCCAUACGGAACUGCAAAGCUACACAUAGCACAAUUUCCUGUGCUGAAGAGUAAGAAGGCUUGAUUGCUGGUAUUGGGGGAUCGCAUUGAGAAAUUGGGCCUGGAUUAGGUUCGUCGCUGAGCAUAACAAGAACUGUUACCUCGACUGGCUUGUGUACC